Exophiala spinifera is the source of this 4053-nucleotide messenger RNA. RefSeq lists its product as uncharacterized. The record is from RefSeq and is a predicted model, not a curated record. Gene Ontology annotation, molecular function: 3'-5'-RNA exonuclease activity; RNA binding. Bases 1 to 4053 code for a protein of 1350 amino acids. Gene Ontology annotation, cellular component: P-body; exosome (RNase complex). NCBI's taxonomy places the organism in Eukaryota, Fungi, Ascomycota, Eurotiomycetes, Chaetothyriales, Herpotrichiellaceae. Gene Ontology annotation, biological process: mRNA catabolic process. The transcript has a single exon.
AUGGCACAACAAAAUCCCACCGGCGUUCCUGGCCCAGCCGGACGCAGAUUGCAUAUUGCUCAUCGCCGCAGUCCAUCCGAGCUCACCCCGCUCAUGAUGGAACAACUGGCCCUUCAGCAGCAGAUUGAAAUGCUACAACAGCAACAGCAGCAGAUCGCUGCCACUCACCAGCAGUAUGUGAACAUGGGCAUGAUACAGCAGCCACUACAAAAUAUGCCUGGCUACUCGCCACUUCAAGGCCAGUCAAAUAUGGCGGGCAUGUCGCCCAACAACAGCAAUUUUCAAUUCCCCCAAAUGCAACAGCAAAUGGGAAUGCCGUCAAACCCCCCAACGCAGCCCGCUGCCCAUCGCAGAAAUCAGUCCGCACUUCCGGGGAUGGCCAUGGGUCCACCUCCAGCACCCUCAUCCGGCACUGCUGGCGCAUCGUACGGUGAUUUUAACCAGCAAGCUAUGAAUCAAAAUCGAGAAAAUGCAGCUGGUCGUGGAAGAGGUGGCGGAUCACAAGGUCAUACCCGACGUCACUCUCUGGCGCUUCCGGAGGCAAAGAAGGCGGCUGAAUUGGCAGAGAAGAAGAGAACUGCUGCCGGUUUCCAAUUCCCUAUUCCGGGCGCAGGUGGUGUAACCGACAGUCCGGUAGCAUCCACUCCUUCAGACGACAAACAGUCUACACCCACGACUGGCCACGGCCUAGGCUUGCAGCGUGCUGGUAACGCGCGGGUCACCGGUCACAGCCGCAGUCAGAGUUUGGCUGCCGGUAGUGCGAGAGGAGGUGGUGCUGCUGGCCGUGGCGGUUUCCAAUUUCCUCCACCAAUGCCUACCAAUGACGGUGGUGCCACUCAGGCAAAUCAGUCCGACCUUCAGCGUCGCGGCAGCCAGAGUGGCCACGGACGUACAGGAUCUCGAAACUUCGAUGGAAACUGGCGUCAGCAGAACAACCAGCCGAGUGAGCAGAGUCAGCAGCAGAUGGGACAGUUCAGUCAACCCCAGGGCAUGAAUACUCAUGCCGGAGGCUUCCAGCCUGGUCAUAGAGCAGGCCGAGGCUCCAUUAAUCAGUCAGUCGGGUCCAUGAGUGGGUUCCAAUACCCGGGACAGCCACAGCUCAUGCAACUUCCGCAGGGCCAGAUGAUGAUGGCGCCUCAGAUGUUUGCUGGUCAGCAACUGAACGCUCUUCAAAUCGCACAGUUGCAAGCAAUGCAGAAUGCUCAGCUUGGUGGACUUCAUGCAAGCCAGCAUGCUCCACCAAUGGGCUUGCAACAGCAACAACAGCGCAAAACUCUCUUCACUCCCUACCUGCCUCAAGCAAGUCUCCCAGCCUUGCUCAAUGAUGGGCAACUCGUUGCUGGUAUUCUGCGCGUCAACAAGAAGAACCGUUCUGAUGCGUACGUCACCACCAGCGAUCUUGAUGCUGAUAUCUUCAUUUGUGGUAGCAAAGACCGCAAUCGUGCUCUAGAGGGUGAUCUCGUGGCUAUCGAGCUCCUCGAUGUUGAUGAAGUCUGGGGUCAAAAACGAGAGAAGGAGGAAAAGAAGAAGCGCAAGGAUAUAACGGAUACUCGCUCUUCAAGCAACACCCAGAAUGGCAAGAAUGAUACCUCGUCAGCAGAGACUCAGUCAAUCGCUCCAGAUGGUAGCAUUCGGCGACGUGGUAGUCUGCGACAACGCCCGACACAAAAGAAGAACGACGAUGUCGAGGUUGAAGGUCAAAGUCUUCUGCUGAUGGAGGAGGAGGAGAUCAGUGACGAGCAGAAGCCACUUUAUGCAGGCCAUGUCGUCGCUGUCAUAGAACGGGUCGCAGGACAGAUGUUUUCUGGUACUCUUGGUCUUCUCCGACCAAGCAGUCAAGCAACCAAAGAGAAGCAGGAGGCUGAAAGACAGGCACGUGAUGGUAGUCACAACCGUUCCGAGUCGCGCCAGCAGGAAAAGCCUAAGAUUGUUUGGUUCAAACCUACGGACAAACGUGUUCCUCUCAUCGCUAUUCCUACCGAACAGGCGCCCAGAGAUUUUGUUGACAAGCACAUGGAUUACGCCAACAGAAUCUUCGUUGCCUGCAUCAAACGAUGGCCGAUCACGUCUCUACACCCAUUUGGCACUCUCGUUGAACAGCUGGGCGAGAUGGGAGAUCUGCGCGUUGAGACUGAUGCACUCUUGCGCGAUAACAACUUUGGUGCUGAUGAGUUCUCCGACGCUGUGCUCAAGAGCGUUGGCUGGGAAGAUUGGUCUCUCAAGACCGAGAGUGAAGAAACUCUGUCUGAAAGACUGGACCUGACCAACGAGCGCACUUUCACUAUCGAUCCGAUGCACUCUAGUGAGCUUGAUGAUGCUCUUCAUAUCAAGAAGCUCGACAAUGGCUUGGUAGAGAUCGGUGUUCACGUUGCCGACAUUGCUCACUUCGUCAAAGCAAACUCUCUUGUGGACCGAGAGGCAAAGAAACGAGGGACUGGCGUCUACUUGAUGACUCGCUCUGUCAACAUGCUCCCACCCAAACUUUCUUCCGAAGUAUGCUCGCUUCUCCCAGGUCAAGGGCGCCUCACUGUCAGUGUUAUCUUCAAAGUUCAUCCUGAUACUGGUAAGGUUGAGGGAGAGCCCUGGAUUGGAAAGACAAUCAUUCAAAGCUCUGGCAAGCUCGCAUAUGACGAGGUUGACGCUGUGAUCAAGGGAAGCGAAAACAUCGACCUGCAAGGUGCUACGGUUGCGGACAUCAAGACACUCCACGGCAUUGCCAACAAGUUCCGUGAAGCUCGAUUUGGUCAUCGCUCUGCUGAUAUAGCCCCACUGCGGCUUCUCUAUCAGCUCGAUGACGAGAAUGUGCCUGUUGAACAAAACAUCUUCAAUUCCUCUGCUGCGCAUGAGAUCAUGGAAGAGAUCAGCUGCAAGGCCAACUUCUUUGUCGCCCAGAAAGUCUACACAGCUAUGCCAGAUAAAGCCUUCCUUCGACGACAAGCUCCUCCCAAUCCUCGACGUCUUUUGACCUUUGCCGAUCGCAUGACCAGGGCUGGAUAUGAAAUCGAUACCAGCAGUAGUGGAACCCUCCAAAAUAGUUUGUUCCAGGUCCAAGAUGCCGAUCUUCGCAAGGGCAUGGAGACACUUCUCGUGAAAACAUUGCAACGCGCCAAGUACUACCUUGGCAAUCAGCUCUCAGAGGAGCAGCGCCAACACUACGCUCUCAAUCUGCCAAUCUACGCUCACUUCACCAACCCAUCUCGUCGGUAUGCAGACAUUGUCAUACACCGUCAACUUGAAGCCGCUCUUUCGAAUGGGGCCGUCGAAUUUUCUGAAGACCUCGAAAGUUUAGCCAAGACUGCCGAACAGUGCAACAACAAGAAAGACUCCGCGCAUUCUGCCCAAGAGCAAAGCGUCCACAUUGAGUCAUGCCGACUGAUGGACAAGAAGAGCAAAGAGAUGGGUGGCGACCUUAUCAGCGACGGCAUCGUUAUCUGCGUCUACGAAUCGGCUUUUGAUGUCCUCAUUCCCGAGUACGGCUUUGAGAAACGUGUACAUUGCGACCAGCUGCCAUUGAAGAAAGCUGAGUUCCGCAAGGAAGAACGAGUGCUCGAGCUGUACUGGGAGAAGGGUGUACCGUCGUCAGCAUAUGUCCCUGAGGAUGAGAGACCUCGCGCUAAUGCUAGUACCAAAGCCAAUGGUGCAUCAGAAGCAGCCAAGGAGCGUGCCCGGGAACGAUUCGAAGCUCAACGCAAACAGACUGAUAGCAACACUAUGUCAACAGAUGAUGUUGAUGCUCUCUUUGACGACGAAGACUCUGCUUCUGAAAUUAAUGAGAUGACAUCUGGCGUUUCUUUGAACGAGCGCUCGAGUCAGAGUGUACCGGUGUCUCCUGGCCGAAACGGUACUUCUGUCCACGGACCGGCUAGGACACAGUCCGAUUCGAGAAUCAGGAAACAUGCUGGUGACAUCCCCGAGAGUCAUCUUCUGAAGAAGGAGAAGUACGAGAGCUACUUUUCGCUUCGCGAAGAGGGCGGUGAGUACAUUCAAGAUGUCAGAGAGAUGACUCGGGUGCCGGUCAUUUUGAAGACCGACAUGACGAAGAGUCCACCGUAA